GACAGCAAGUAACAAGAAGUGACUUGCAGAAGUUGAGGGCUUAACUACCAAUACAGAGAAAGAGAGGCAUUCAACAGCGUUUCAGGAAGAACAGAGUGCAGAAAAGAAGCCAUAUUUUCUACAAUAUGUCGACCCAAGAUGACCAGUCAUAUUGUUGGGAUAUAAUCGAUGACAGCCAUGUUAAGGAUUUUGAAGUUGCUGAGUGGAUCAAGAUCAGCCUGGCAGUCAUCUACAUCCUCAUAUUUGUGGCAGGCAUCCUGGGCAAUAGUGUCACCAUCCAGACGACCAGACUGUUACAGAAGAAUGGCUACUUGCAGAAGGAAGUGACAGAUCACAUGGUGAGUCUGGCCUGCUCGGACAUACUGGUCAUCUUACUGGGGAUGCCUGUGGAGUUCUACAGCAUGAUAUGGAGCCCUUUCUCAACCCCUCAAGGUGACCUAGCCUGUAAGCUGUACUGCUUCCUUUUCGAGGCCUGCAGUUAUGCUACGGUGCUACAUGUGGCAACUCUAAGCUUUGAACGAUACAUUGCCAUCUGCCACCCGUUCAAGUUCAAAGCUGCUUCUGGACCCUGCAAAGUGAAGAUCCUCAUUGCUUUUGUCUGGCUGACAUCUGUUCUGGUGGCCCUGCCCCUUCUUUUUGCCAUGGGCACAGAGUACCCCUUGGAAAUCAUCAAGGGUCAUCAAGGAUUAGUUCCCUGCACCAAGGCUAAGAACCGGCACCACAUGCCUGACCUAAGGUCAAAUGUAACAAUAUGCACCAACUUGUCCUCCAGAUGGACAGUCUUCCAGUCUACUAUCUUCACUGCCUUCAUUGUUUAUACUGUGGUGUUGGUGUCUGUAGCUUUCAUGUGCCACAAAAUGAGGAAAGCUCUUACGAUGCACAAGCAAGGGACUUUGGCUGUGAGAGGGGAGACAGAAAGCCAACAUCAGUAUCUACGGAAAACGGAGAAUCCUGAUGGCAGAACAUCCAGGAAACAGACAAUUCUCUUCCUCGGAUUGAUCGUUGCAACUCUGGCGAUAUGCUGGCUGCCCAAUCAAGUUCGAAGGAUCAUGGCUGCUGCAAAACCUAAGCAGGACUGGACGGUCUCCUACUUCAGAGCAUACAUCAUCCUUUUCCCUAUAGCUGACAUUUUCUUCUAUCUCAGCUCUGUGGUGAACCCACUGCUAUACAAUAUCUCCUCCCAGCAGUUCCGAAAUGUCUUUCUUCAGGUCCUCCGCUGUCACCUGACGCUAGAACAUAUCAACAAACAGAAGUUUUUAAGAGCCAAUUUGAAUUCUGCAACCAGUAGUGGCCGUUCCCGGCACCCAUUGAUCUUCAAGUCAUCCAGGCGCAAGUCUUCCACCAAGACUACUAACAAGGUUUUCUUAAGUACUUUUCAGAGCGAGAUCAAGCCUGACUGCAGUUUGCAGAAAUUGAGUCUUGAAUCACUGGAGCUGAAUGUGAAAACAAUGCCACUAGAGACCAAUGCAGACCUCAGUUCAUCUAAUCAGAAUGGCCUUUGUGAGCACGAACUGUGAAUCCUCAUAAAAUGUA
Messenger RNA from Pogona vitticeps (central bearded dragon), 1533 nucleotides. It is a transcript of the gene GPR39, whose product is annotated as G protein-coupled receptor 39. NCBI's taxonomy places the organism in Eukaryota, Metazoa, Chordata, Lepidosauria, Squamata, Agamidae. Gene Ontology annotation, cellular component: membrane. Gene Ontology annotation, biological process: G protein-coupled receptor signaling pathway. The record is from RefSeq and is a predicted model, not a curated record. Gene Ontology annotation, molecular function: G protein-coupled receptor activity.